Knipowitschia caucasica is the source of this 762-nucleotide messenger RNA. The record is from the annotation of a GenBank genome assembly. NCBI's taxonomy places the organism in Eukaryota, Metazoa, Chordata, Actinopteri, Gobiiformes, Gobiidae.
AUGAUGGACCUGUACCUCCCCCUCUCCUCCCCCAUGAUGGACCUGUACCUCCCCCUCUCCUCCCCCAUGAUGGACCUGUACCUCCCCCUCUCCUCCCCCAUGAUGGACCUGUACCUCCCCCUCUCCUCCCCCAUGAUGGACCUGUACCUCCCCCUCUCCUCCCCCAUGAUGGACCUGUACCUCCCCCUCUCCUCCCCCAUGAUGGGUCUGUACCUCCCCCUCUCCUCCCCCAUGAUGGACCUGAACCUCCCCCUCUCCUCCCCCAUGAUGGACCUGAACCUCCCCCUCUCCUCCCCCAUGAUGGACCUGAACCUCCCCCUCUCCUCCCCCAUGAUGGACCUGAACCUCCCCCUCUCCUCCCCCAUGAUGGACCUGAACCUCCCCUCUCCUCCCCCCAUGAUGGACCUGAACCUCCCCCUCUCCUCCCCCAUGAUGGACCUGAACUUCCCCCUCUCCUCCCCCAUGAUGGACCUGAACCUCCCCCUCUCCUCCCCCAUGAUGGACCUGAACCUCCCCCUCUCCUCCCCCAUGAUGGACCUGAACCUCCCCCUCUCCUCCCCCAUGAUGGACCUGAACCUCCCCCUCUCCUCCCCCAUGAUGGACCUGAACUUCCCCCUCUCCUCCCCCAUGAUGGACCUGAACCUCCCCCUCUCCUCCCCCAUGAUGGACCUGAACCUCCCCCUCUCCUCCCCCAUGAUGGACCUGAACCUCCCCCUCUCCUCCCCCAUGAUGGACCUGAACCUCCCCUCUCCUCCCCCAUGA